Messenger RNA from Pichia membranifaciens NRRL Y-2026, 2118 nucleotides. RefSeq lists its product as hypothetical. Bases 1 to 2118 code for a protein of 705 amino acids. The transcript has 2 exons. The record is from RefSeq and is a predicted model, not a curated record. Gene Ontology annotation, molecular function: nucleic acid binding; ATP binding. Lineage: Eukaryota; Fungi; Ascomycota; Pichiomycetes; Pichiales; Pichiaceae.
AUGAAUAUACAGAGUAUGGGUAGUUUAGUUCUUUGGCCCAGAAGUCUGAUAUACAUACGAUCGUCUCGAUUUUAUUCAUCGAAAGUUUCUUCAGAUGAAAAAUUAUUGAAUAGUAUACUGAAUGAGCAGCCGGAGAAUGAUACUACUGAAACUUACAACCAACAACCACCUAGCACCUAUAGGAAAAAUUCACUGCUUUCUGUGCCUCAGAAAAAUAAUGCUUUCGCUGAUUCUGGUGACAAAACAUCGAAACCGCUACCGAUAGGACCGAAGUACUGGAAGAAUAAGUUUCGGAAGUCGUAUCGAAAAGUGGAAAAAGGACUCAUGUCCCCAUUGGACGAGUACGUGUCAAACAAUAUAGAAGUAAUAGAAUCUUAUAAUAAAAAGUACAAGCAAUCUGUCGAAGAACGGAUAAAGGUUGAUUUCAAGAAGGAAUUACAUUGGAACGAUGUGAUACCUAAUCAUUCUUUACGAAAAGCUAUUUUGCGAUAUUUGGCUUCACAAAAUAAUGCGUCAACAAAUGACAACAGGUUCACUUCUUUUCAAAAGCGAUUCUUUGCGUUGAUGUCAUGUUUUGCAAGCACUGUUGCCAAGGGUCCAUCUGGAAGUGGCAAGUCGUUUGCACUUCUCAUCCAUGCUCUUUCCAUUCGCCGAUCGCAUACUAGGGGAAAGGGAAUAAAUUCCUUGAUUGUGGUUAAAUCUAACUCGUUAGUUCGUCAGUACGAACAAUUAACCAAUGAUAUUCUUGCCAAAAUGGAUAGCAAACAGAAAGUGAAUGUGAAGCUUGUUUCACAGUUCUUAUAUAGAGGCACCCCACUGGAAGAAAUGAAGCAAGAUGAUGACUUGACUGAUUAUCAAACACCACAUAUUUUAGUCACUACUCCGCAAAGACUUUUGGAUGUUUUGAGCAGCAGGGGAAUGGAUUUUGUGAAAAUAAACUCACUGUCAUACAUUGGCGUUGAUGAUUUUACUUCAAUGUUGGACGAGAAUCAAUUGCUUGAAACUCAAAAGAAGUCGCCAGUUGUCAACUUACUAGAUUAUGUUCUGAAACUACAAGAUUACAGACGUCAGCACAAUGAUCCCCACCCACAGGUCGUCUUAAUGGUGGAAGAAUCAGCAACUGAAUCUUUGAUUCUACAGCUCAAAGAGUAUACUAAAUGGAUUGACUGGAGAAAAUUUGCGCUAAUAGGGAAGUUCGGAGAAGAGGAAGAUAUCCCUUAUUACAAAUAUAUCGCUAAUAAAUCUGCAGUAAGCACUGUUUUAGUUUAUCCUAGAUUUUCACAAGAUGGUGUCAAGGGAAAUUCUACAAGCAGAAGAUUCAAGGUGAAUCUAUACGAUAUGAAACCAUUUGAUUAUGGGAGUACCUCAAGUACCUGGUUGAACAAGCUUUACAGGGAAAGUUUUGGGAACUCCCUGGUUUACAAGAAACAUCGGAAUUCCAAAUGGUCAAGUAUUCCCAAUGUUGUCAAGAAAGGGGAACUGGAGAUUUUAUGUUCAGGACUCGGUAAACUAUUGAAAAAGAAAAAUAUCAUACAGUGGAUUGGAAAAAAUCGUGCAUUGGUUGUACAUCCCGAUGAAGUCAAUUCCAAGCAGGUUGUGGAUAUUCUUUCUAGUAAAACUAGGCGAAAAGUUAAAGUCUUUGACAUCUAUAAAGACGCCAAAAUCUUUAGGACAAGAUUCUCAGAUGAGGACGAAGAUGAUUCUCAAUUAUUUGCCAUAAAUGCUUCAUCUCUUACAGGGUUGAACUUUCCUGGAUUAAGCACAAUUUUUGUUUUGGGUAUUGACUCCAUAAAAUCCGAGUCUCAUUUGUCAACAAUAAUGGGUAGAGCAAGAACGUCAGACGGAUUAGUUCCGGAGAAGGAGUAUACUAUAUUUUCAGAAAGGACCAAUUCAAGUGUGGACGAGAAAGAGGAUAUCAGAGCACGUACAUUUAUAAUUACCGCAAUGUUGCCCGACUCCACUAUUGACCCUUAUGAUAGGAACUUCUUGGAGCGGGCCUACCUUGUCAAUGGAUUGGUGAAUCAAGUUGAUGCUAUUGGAGUGCAAGAAAAUUGGACAGAUAAAGAAAAAAAAGAUUAUAAGUUGGCAAUUGAAGGUAACUCGGCGAACAAGGAAUAG